AGUCUCGCGCGAACAUUGUUGAGCUCAUUGCUGCUGCGUCUUCAGUUGGUCUCGAAAACCCAUCGUGGAUGGUUGUUUGUCUUUUGGAGUACCAUACACAACCACACCACUUCAUUCAAAAAAAAAAAAAGAAGAAGAAACCAUCUCAAUCCUCCUUAUAGUGCUCGUUAUUGUCUAAUCUAUUCCUAAUCGAGGAUUAAAGAAAAGAAAAAACCGCAAAAGAAUUCAUUGCAAAAAAAAUCAAGUUUUGUGUGGAAGAUGUUGGUGAAAAAGAAGAAAAUUAUGUGAUUCCAAAGAGGCGAGAAAGAUUGUAGAAAAUCUUUGGAAGGAAAAAGAAUCUUUGCAAACGAAUAAGAAGUGCAAUAAUCCAGUUUAAUCUUCAAUACUCUUGGCAACAUAUUUUUUCCGCACCAUUGCGAGCAUUCUACGAAAGAGAUUUUGCCCCAAUUCGUGAGUGAUGUUGGGUAGAAAUUUAUGUGUCAUAUUUUGGUGGACUCUAUAGAUGCUAAUUUUGGAGUUGUUUUCUCUUCUCAUAACAUUCCUCUGUGUGCAUAUAGGGCAACUUCUUUGGCCAACAUAGCUCUAAACACCUUCUAAGUUAAGAAAUUGUUACUUUAAGAAUUUUAUUUAUUUAUUUUUUAAGUUUGUUCUGAAAGUGUUUUAAUAAGAAAAAAAAAGUUAUUCAAAAUGUGGUUCUAUAAAUGGAUUUUGAUGACAAUUCUUCUCAAGAAUUCAAUCAACGGAUUAAGUACAGUCUCCAGUGAUCGUGAAUCGAGAAAAUUGUUCGGAGGCUACAGAAUCACACCGAAAUUCUGCAAACCAUCCAAGUCACUGCCCAAAGAUGAUAUUCGAGCUCAUGGUCCCACGAUCUGCAUGUUCAACCAUGAGUGCACACAGCGACAGGGACAAGUUGUUGGUGCCUGCAUGGACGGAUUUCUCUUCGGCACAUGCUGUCAACUCCAGGGAAGCGUAGACUCCCCCCUGACGCCACCAACAGACGAACUCGACGAUCGACCCAUUACAAAUCAAGCAAUAUCGCAAUCAUACGAAACCUAUGGGAAUCACAUUCUUCCCGGGAAUGCCCCAUACAAUGAGAUUAAAAUUCAGGAUAGACCUGCAACGACACCAGAUAGUGCCCAAAAAUUCACAAGUCACUACUAUGUGAACAAUGAAGCUGUUGUUGUGUCAUCCCCCUCAUCAGUGCACAAAGCAUCCACCUAUAUGCCCAUGACAUCGAGUUCAACACCACCCCCGCAGGCUUCAACGAAAAUCGGAGAUAUCUACCUGCCCAUGGACUCAAGUCCGAGUCACUACAGUUCCGAAAUCCCCACAAGACUCUCAUCACCAUUCAGCUCAACUGAGCCAACCACCCAGGAAUAUUUAUCUGCAAGUCAGAUGAAUUACGUCACAAACAGCCUCCUGGACAACAACUUCAACACACACUUCACGCACAGCGAUAUAACACAUCCAGGAGCUGAUGCAGAUCUUCUGGGUGACGAUGAUGCGGGCUACGCAAGACCCAGCGACUUCACAUCCGCCGGCACAUUUAUCUCAUCCCCAACACCAAAACCAUCCACAAAGAAUACACCCCCUAAACCAGAAUUCAAACCCAAACCAAAGCCAACGACAGCAAGUCCCAAUAAAUACGUCCUGGUUCACACAAUAUCCAAUGAUAAACCGAGCGCAAAGCCAACAAUUGGAGAGAAUGAUAUAGAGUCAAUUGAAUCAAUAAUUCUAAUGUUGAAUGAAACAAACACAGGGCCACAGUACAAUGCUGCUUCGACUCCGGAGGAUCGUGAAACAACCUUCUACACCACGAGAUAUCCUGGUUACAAUUACACUGAUAUUAAUACGGAUAAAUACGGACCAACAAGUUUCUAUGUAACGACGAAAUUCCCAACAUCUACGGGGAAGCCAAAUCAAGCACAGAAAACAAAGAAGCCAGCAACGAAGAAACCACCAUCUACGAGCUAUGUCUCCAGCACGGUUGCCGUAACACCACGACCAGGUGCAACGACAACGAAGAAGGGCACAAAGCGCCCAAGCGGGGGCACGAAAGUUACACAGAAACCUCCAUCAACAAGCUACGUUUACUCAUCGCAGCCAACAAAGAGACCCACAAGCGUCACAGUGUCUACGAGUCCACAGAAAUUCCAAACAUCACCACCUCCACUCCUUUCCAGCACUACACCAACGGUCAUCGUCUUGAGUCCCUUUGAUCCCUCAAGUUCAACACUUCCACCAGAGCAGAUCAUUCAAUCGAAGCCAAUUGAACAGGAGUUCUACAAUGAAGAUGAUACAGGAUAUGGUCAAGUUUCUGUUACCCAGAGACCUUCUCCUACUGUUGUGAUUACCCCAAAACCCGCUCUUGGAUCCUCCCCCUGGCCACAGCAGUCUCGUCCCACUAAACCUCCGAGUACAUCAUACGUUUAUAGUCCUGUUGUAACCAAGAGACCAAUUCAGCAGGCAACACCACCGUAUGGGCCAUCAAGUACAUUCAGUUCCAACUACUACAGACCUCAGUAUGAGCAAACUGUCUCCUCAACGGCCAUUUACACAGCUGAAGAAUCCGAUGGGAUCUAUAACUACAUUCAAACACAAACUGAUUACAACAAUAAUGCCGUCUAUGCUGGUUCAACUCUUCCAUACCCAGAAAUUUCAACCAUCAAAGAAGAUUACUUAACACCACAAGAUGAUUUGGUCAAUUUCCCUCCUGUUAGAAAUCCCAAUUUAAAUACUUCCCUAAAUUAUCCAGGAGCUGAAGAAGAGGAAGAAGUCGUUACACCAACAUUCCUUGAAGAUCAGAAAUUCAAGGAUAAAAUGGAUCUUCUUGUAAGCAAAAUUGUUGCAUCGUUGCAAUCGAAUUUUGAUAGUUUGGCUGAUGUUGUGCUCGAAAGGAAUACAACAAAUGUAAUUCAGAAGCGUCCAACGGCUAAACCCGGAGUUGCUACGUCAAAACCACCAACGAGGAAACCAACACCUAAACCACCACAGAGAACAACUGUGCCGCCGUUGGGUGUUACAUCGCGCCGGCCACCAACGAAACCUGCAGCUACUGGAGCUACACGGCCGGGUGUAACAACGAGAAAACCCACAGCUAGGCCGGGGCAGAUUACCAGUAGUCGCCCAACUAGGAAGCCAACAACCACACUGCUAACAACCCGAAGACCAACGCAGAAGGUAACAACAACAGUGAGACCUACAACACGGCCAACGAAGCGAAUCAAGACUACAACUGUACUAUCCACUACAAAUGCUGAAGACUAUGACACUGAAGAUGUUGGUGAGGAGCAAGAUGGUGAAACAUCAACACCUGUGACUGAUGAUGAUGGGAGGAUCCGAUGCGGUAUCCGACCCCACGUCAAGAGCGCGAGGAUUGUAGGUGGGAAGAGUGCUCACUUUGGUGAAUUCCCAUGGCAAGUACUCGUCCGGGAAUCAACAUGGUUGGGAUUGUUCACGAAAAACAAAUGCGGUGGUGUCUUAAUCUCCAACAGCUACGUGAUAACAGCUGCUCAUUGUCAACCAGGAUUCUUGGCAUCCCUUGUGGCUGUUUUUGGGGAAUACGACAUUUCCGGCGAAGUGGAAUCUAAACGUUCUGUAACGAAGAAUGUUAAGAGAGUAAUUGUCCAUCGGCAGUACGAUGCUGCUACUUUCGAAAACGAUUUGGCUAUUCUUGAACUUGAGAGCCCUAUUCACUACGACACCCAUAUAGUGCCAGUUUGUAUGCCGCCGGAUAAUGCAGAUUUUACGGGAAGAAUGGCAACGGUUACAGGCUGGGGUAGAUUAAAGUAUGGCGGUGGUGUUCCGUCUGUUCUUCAGGAAGUUCACGUUCCCAUCAUUGAUAACAGUGUGUGCCAGGAAAUGUUCCAAACUGCUGGACACAAUAAGAAAAUCCUCAAAUCCUUCCUCUGUGCUGGCUAUGCCAAUGGGCAGAAGGAUUCGUGUGAAGGUGACAGUGGAGGUCCUCUUGUUCUUCAACGGCCAGACGGACGGUGGGAAUUGGCAGGAACUGUCUCUCAUGGAAUUAAAUGUGCAGCCCCCUACCUUCCUGGUGUGUACAUGCGAACAACCUUCUAUAAACCCUGGCUUCAGAGUGUCACAGGAGUUCACUGAGAAGAAGCACAAAUUCCGUCAGCAAAAAACAAAAUUGAUUUAGUAACAAAAAUUUGACAAAAAUCACCUUUAAAAAAAACUCCAAUGUGUUAAAUGUACAAGAUCUGCCUCUCUUGAGAAAGAAAAAUUCCUCUCAAUUUUAUUAUUAGACGAUGAUCAUUGAAAUAAUAUUUUUCAUGUGGAAUUAAUUGAUAUAUCUUAACACAUUUUCCGAUUAAAAGUCGUCUUGAGAAUCUCCCGUAUUCUCAAUCGAUAUGAAAAUCAAUGGAGUUGAGUAGUUAAAUAGGAAGGAAACUCGCCUUUAUUUAAUUUUUAAUGAGAAAAAAGUAUAAAUUCGGUAAUUUAUUUAUUUUGUAUUGUUGAACAAAAAAAUGAAUUGUGAUGAAUGUGAGGAAUUGAGGAAAAUUCUUUCUCUCUCUUUUCUUCCUAUAUUAAAAAAAAAAAGAAAAAUGAUGAAAUUGUGUAUGAAAAGUGUGUAAAAGUGUGUAUUAUUUUGUAAUUUAGUCCUUUAGACUUAUUUAUUGUUAUAAAAGAAACAUUGUUAAAUUAUUUAUUUUGUACAUCAUAGAGAAAAUAAACUGUAUUUAUGUUUAUGAUUAAAA
Messenger RNA from Lutzomyia longipalpis, 4715 nucleotides. RefSeq names its product serine protease filzig (gene flz). The transcript is spliced from 7 exons. Bases 688 to 4113 code for a protein of 1141 amino acids. NCBI's taxonomy places the organism in Eukaryota, Metazoa, Arthropoda, Insecta, Diptera, Psychodidae. Gene Ontology annotation, biological process: proteolysis. The record is from RefSeq and is a predicted model, not a curated record. Gene Ontology annotation, molecular function: serine-type endopeptidase activity.